This is a messenger RNA of Rhopilema esculentum, 1976 nucleotides long. The record is from RefSeq and is a predicted model, not a curated record. NCBI's taxonomy places the organism in Eukaryota, Metazoa, Cnidaria, Scyphozoa, Rhizostomeae, Rhizostomatidae.
GCCUAAGUGCUCAUAAACAAACAGCAAUUAAUUAUUUCGAUUUCAAGUAGAUUUGCGUUGCGUUUUACAUUAUUAUAGAGAUGCCAAAGUACUGCUGUGUGUUUGGUUGCAACUCAGACUCAGAAAUUAAUCCCGACUUGUCGUUUCACGAAUUUCCAAGUGACAAGAAGCUUUCGAAAGCUUGGGAGAUCAGAAUUCGUCGUGCCGGGUUCGUUCCGAAAAAGUCGUCAUUCGUGUGUGGCAAACAUUUCGAAAGAACUGAUUAUUCUCAGCCAAGGUCUGAUACACCAGCCCAAUUCCGAAGGCUUAGAUUAAAGAGAACUGCGAUCCCAAGCUUGAAUUUAAGGGGAAAUGAGGGUGAUGAACGAGAACCAAAGCGCCAAUCUAGAGCUGCUCAGAAAGCGAGAGGUGAACAUGAAGCCACCGUGGUUACAGGAGAUAUGGCCGGUGAGGGAGAAACAUCCACAGACUUGGCUGAAUAUAGUAGCAUGAGCAGCAGUGUUGAUGUAACGAUGCAAUCAUCCACUGAAGAAUCCGUUUGCAAUCUGGAUCAGAACCUUGCCGGAGUAAAGGGUGAUUUAAAAGAAGCCAUGGCAGAAAUUAAGGAACUCCAGGGCAAAGUUUUUUGUUAUAAAAAUUUGAAUAAUAAAGAUAUACAGAAUUACACAACAUUAACUAAGGUUGCUUUUGAAGAAUUGAGUCAACUUUUGGCUCAUUUCAAACCUUUGAACUAUUGGUAUGGAUUUGAAGUCAAAUCUUUAAGUCACUCUGAUCAACUUCUGGUUUGCCUGAUGAAGCUCAAGCUUGAUGUCCCACUCUUUGAUUUGGCUAAAAGAUUUGGAGUUAGCAGAACAACCAUAACCAAUAUAUUCUAUACAUAUAUUCAUUUACUACACGAGAUUAUCUUUGUAAAAUUGAUGCAAAAUGUUCCAUCCCUUGCCAAGAAUCAGUCAAGUAUGCCUGAUUCUUUUGGUGACUUUUCAAACUGCCGCAUCAUUUUAGACUGUACAGAGUUCCGUUUGUCAGCCCCAAGGAAGGACCUGGAAGCAGCAAAUCUUGUAUACAGUAACUACAAGCAUAACUUGACAGCAAAAUAUCUCAUUGGUGUUGCUCCUAACGGGGCAAUAACCUUUGUGAGUGAGGGAUAUCCCGGAAGCACCAGUGAUAAAGUUGUCACCCAAGAAUCUAAUAUUUUAAGCCAUUUAAAGGCUGGAGAUCUUAUACUGGCAGACAAGGGUUUUCUUCUCCAUGAUAUACUGCCACAAGGAGUAUCUCUCAAUUUGCCUGCUUUUUUAAGUGGCAAAGAAAGAUUCACCAAGGCUGAAGCCAUACUUUCAAGAAAAAUUUCAAGAUCAAGAAUCCAUGUGGAGAGGGCAAUUGAGCGUCUUCGAAAUUUUAAAAUAUUACAGGCUUUGGAGACCAAUCAAAGACAACUUGCUAAUAAAAUUGUUCAAGUUUGUGCAGCCCUUGUUAAUCUGCAGUCACCAGUUAUAAGUGGAAUAUUUAAGUAGUGAGACACUAAUAGCAUAUUGCCUGUUGCCAAAUAUGUAAUUUUUUAUAUACUGCAUAAGAUCAAGGUUUGCCCUCCCCCCCCCCAUUCAUUGAUACAUGAACUGUAUGUCAGACACCCUCCUCUUUUAAUAAGACACUUAUCUGGUCCAAAAUACAUCUUUUGACAUUCAGUGGCAUAGACUAUGAAAACAGUGAAAAGUGAUUUUUUGCAUUCACAUAGUAAAUCAUAGUGUAGCUAGUGAUUAAUAACAAUAAACAACAGACAACAAACUGUUAAUUCAGAACAUAUCAAUUUAAAAAAUUUCAUUUUUUUUGUGCAAAUAAAAUAUGAACCUGUUAUUAAUUUAUUGAUACAUAGGUUGGUAUUCAAUAGAGUGGAUGGGUUGAUAGAUAAAAUUUGCCCAAAGUGAAUAAAAGCUACUCCUCCCUAUAACCUCUUGGUACACCUCUGUUGAAUAUGACAU